This is a messenger RNA of Plasmopara halstedii, 6867 nucleotides long. RefSeq names its product Predicted ubiquitin-protein ligase of the N-recognin family. Gene Ontology annotation, biological process: ubiquitin-dependent protein catabolic process via the N-end rule pathway; protein ubiquitination. The transcript has 2 exons. Lineage: Eukaryota; Oomycota; Peronosporomycetes; Peronosporales; Peronosporaceae. Gene Ontology annotation, cellular component: cytoplasm; ubiquitin ligase complex. The coding region runs from base 1 to 6867 and encodes 2288 amino acids. Gene Ontology annotation, molecular function: zinc ion binding; ubiquitin protein ligase activity. The record is from RefSeq and is a predicted model, not a curated record.
AUGGUCAAGAUUGGAGAUGCCGAGCAGCAGCAACGCGCCGUUGUGCUCGAUGUAGCAGCUUCUUUGGCUCGGUCCACAGCUAUCAAGACCCAGUCUAGCAGCUCAGAUGUUUCAGUCAUUUUAUCUGAUGCGGACAAGGCACUAGAAGAACAAUUGAUGGCUCACUUCCACACUCAUAGUAACAUUCAAGAUGAAGCACGACUAAUUUCCGCCUUCCUUGCCGCAUCACUUACUUCAAAGCGUCUGUUAACACAAAAGUUGCUUGCCACUACAGAGGUGUCGCGCUUUCCUGAUCUGCUACAAUUCUUUUUGCGUGUUAUUAUCGCAGUGCAUGGUCGCACUCACGAGCAACACCCGAUUCGAGAGCAACCUGAGCUCCAAACGUGUUCGUACACACAGAUUAAAGCUAUAAGCUGUAUCAGCUAUGAGCAGGAGGAGAGUAGCACUGGUUCGACAAGUAUGUCGGUCCGGUUCAAGCUCCCUGAGGGUUUCCAUGCUUGUAUAGCUGCAAAUUAUGGCAGUGUCAAGCGUCUCAAGUGUGAGGAAGUAUGGCACGGUGAUCAUAUGGCGUAUCGAUGUCGAACGUGUGGCCUUUCGGAUUCGAGUUGUAUGUGUCUGGCCUGUUUUGACCCAGAGGAACACGAAGGUCAUGAUUAUCGAGUCUAUCGUUGCUCGUCAGGGGGAUGUUGUGACUGUGGCGACCCAUUGGCGUGGAAACCAGAAGGUUUUUGCAAAAAACACAGUGUCCAGCACAACACGAUGAGCCAUAAUGAGUUUGACUCGCAGAUCAUGACGAUGGGAAGCGAGGAGGAUGCUGUGAUGCACUUACUCGUGCGAUGCGUCAUGGCGUUUUGCGUUGAUGUAUUGAACGAAGUGUAUUUGGUUUGUUUGAAACUACAUGCUAACGGAAAUCCGGAGGCGCUUGAUUCAAGACGAUCAAUGCCAAGAACGGGACUCGCACGCUCAUCUUUCUCGUCGAUUGUAAACACCCAAGUAGACCGACUCGAGCACACGUUGUCGUGGCUGCAAAUGUUGUCAAUGAGCUGUUUGUCGUAUCGCACCAUGAUCUCCAAUUUAUUUUUUGAAGAAUUAUCAUCAGAAUGGAAGCUGGACGUAGUGUCUCCUUCACGUUCUUCUGGUCGUUUGGUUGUCGAGACAAAUCAAGAAAUCGAUGAAAGAGAGCAAACUUUUGCUCCUUUGGUGACGCUUGAUGUAUUUCUUAAAGCUGGCGUAUUAUUGCCAGUUGAAGCAUGCGAUGUUCUCGGUGUUUUAUACUUAAAAUUACUUUUCGAUCAGUCAUUCAAGCAAAAGUAUACGUGCUAUUUUGUAGACUGGUAUCCGUACUUGAUCGAAUUAUACCUUUGUGCCAGCGAUGAAAACAAUGAAGAAGGCAUGCGAAGUCUCUCACGAUUUAUUGACCGACUUUUUUGCCAGCUAUUCCAUAGCAACGCUCAGUUGCGUGAGCUGGAGACGGUGUUUGCUUCCAUGCGACCCAGAGGCAACACAAAGCAAGCAAAUGGGACCUAUUUAAGUCGUCAGCGCCAUUCAGUAGGUUUUGCUCCUGGGUCGACCGAUGCGAUGCCUUCUUCCUGCGUGGAAUGGCUGAUGGUAUUUUUACUAGAAAAACUCAAUGACCUCUUUCGAAGUACGCUUCGAUUGGUGACGAUCAUGCCCCAACCACUUGUGGAUGCGACGCGUAGUGUCAUAAACGAAUGUGAUGAAAGUAGCAUGUCAAGAGGACGUAAAAGUUUAUUAGAAGUGCCUCUGGUUGCGCGAACGGUCCAAGCGAUCGACUGUGGACGCAAUGUUUUUAAAAAACGAGUAUAUGCUCGUUUGUGCUCAGAUUUGCGAACACUUCUUGUGCAUCCCCAAAUAGCUGCUGAAGUUCUUUUGCGGUCGUUUGGCUGUAUUAGACAUAACAAUGUUGUCCUAAAUGAGACGUCUGUGUAUGAGCAACUGCUUAAGACGUUUGCGUUGCUUCAGCAAAUGGAUUUGCAAACCCGUCAGAUUCAUCGCCAUAUCGAAUUUGAGUCUCAAAACUGGACGUUUGCGUUUGUUGCAGACUAUGAAGUGAAGUUGUUGCUUAGUGCGUUUCUUACUGGUAUUCCUGCGUGUUUUUCUCCAAAUGUUUGGCGCACCAUGACAGAAUAUGGGAAAUUCGCGAAUGAAGGAACAAUUACUGGAAUUACUGGUAAUCCACUACUGAAUCCGAUGAAGUCUGAAACAUUUCGACCACUUGCGCUGGCUCGAGCCAUAUUGCUACCCGUUCGAACAGCACUAACGCAUUGGUUGAAUCACAACAGACGAUCUGAAUUUGGAUUGGAAGCGACAAAGUCAGCUGCAGGAUUAUAUGUGCCCGGCGAAGUAGUAAAGGAAAAAAACAUGGCACAGCUUGUUAAGCAACAUGAACAGGGCAUACCAGGUGGCCGGAUUGCAGGAACCAGUAGUUUGCACUUUCCGCUGCAUCACAUGUACGCAGCACUUAUUCAAUCAAUGUGUGGUGUUGUGCGACCGAAAACGAUAGGCGAGUGGCGGGAAUUAUUGGGUAUGGGAACUAGUGAUGAUGGCGAAUUUAAAGACUCUGUCUUCUGGUUCAGUGUACUAGAUCAUCCGCUUCGGGUUCUCUUUUUCUCGAGAGAGAUCAAGGCCGGGCUAUGGGUGCGUAACGGAGCCGUGAUGUUACAACAGCUCAUUCACUACCACUCGAAACAUUGGCGUUUUUUUGGACUUCACUCAGAUUUGUUUCUGUGCCAACUAGGAGCGAUCUUUCUUCCGCACGGCGCUUUUAUCCGUCGCUUCUUUCAUCAAUUACCAUUUGGAAUUCGAGAGUCCUCGGUACUUGUGCUUAAAUCUGCGAGUGAUGCUAAGACGGAUAGUGGCGGAAAUGAUGUCGCGAAUACAGCGAACUGUAGCCAGGGUGUACGACAAGAGUUGGACGUCGUAGAGGAAGCUUUGCGUCUUCUUCUUCAGUUGGUUUUUGCUCCUGUUCGACUUACCCUGGCAAGCUCUUCGAAACGUGCUGCUGUAUGGCUGCUCGAACGUGAAAUCAUGCACUGGCUCGCACUGGGACCGUUUACACGUAGUGAAGUACUGAUGCGAACCGAUAUGAGGCUAGUAGAGCACAUUAAACAGCUUUCGACGCUCGAUUGGGCAGAACUCGAAGAAGAAGAAAUCCUUACACAUGUGCUUGAUACUGUAGGUGUGCAUGACGACCCUGUCGGGAGUAGCAGCGGACCUCGCACUGCUCGAAGUGGCAGUUCUACGAAUUUUGGGCUCAGAAUGAGCGGCUCAUGGAAGUUAAAGCCUGAAUUGUGGGCUCAAAUCUCUCCCUUGUUUGAGUGCUACACGCCUUCUGAAGCUCAGCAGUGUGAGCAGAAUAUUCGCAACCAUAUUGGGCGAACAAUGGUCGUGCCAAUACUAUCAUGGCCAAAAAACCAUGGAUUUGACGGGGUCGAUAUGCACGAAUUGCUUGCUGAAACGAUGCUAAACUCGUCGUACCUGGCAAGUGUCUUGUUUAUCAUCAUAGGGAACUACGUGCGCCACAGAGACAAUUUAAGUACCAAUAGCUUGGCUACAAAUGAGAAUUUGCUGCUCGCUGCCUUGCACUGCCUCUACGUGGCAGUUGAGUUGUCACCUGCAGACUCCCAGAAUGUGCCGAUUGAAGUUCAAAGGAGGCUUAAUGAUACAGAGAACAAUCGAACUCUAGAUGACAUUGCAUCGUACUAUGAGGAAAAUAGCAAUUUCUUUUGCAAGCUUGUUACUGAAAUUCCGAUGAAAGAAUGCGAGCAAAGCCACGACGCCUUUGAUGGCAAAAUGACAACAGCGAGCUUGCUGUCAUUGCUCGUCCGGCUAAGUGAUCGGAACGAUGCGUUUGAAGAUAUCCAACCAACGAUAAAGCUCGUUUUUGAAGCGGUUGAAAAAAAGUCUAUGGCGUGCUUGCAUUAUUUGAAUGCUAACAAGCGGAGACAGCUGAAAAGUCAGGCGACAAGUGUCAAGUCAAUGAAAGAGAACAUUAAUGUGAUUAGCUGUGGUAACAGUGGCAACAAUGAAACAAGUGGCGACGACUUAAAUCUCACAGCUAAGGAAUUGAUGCGAAGGCGGCAACAACAAAUUCUGGAAAAGCUUCGUUCACAGCAAAUGCAAUUCCUGCAAGACAACUCUGAAGCUGUAAAGUGUGAAGCUGCUAUUGCCCAGAUGCGGGAGAAGCAAAGAAGAGCUAGUGAUCGCAGACGAAGACGGAGAAGAAGUACUCGAAGCUCGUCGAUGGGUGGAAGUCACGACGAUCAGAAACGCUCGGUCUCGAUGGCUUAUGACUACAAAUUCAUGGAUGAAAGCGGUGAUUAUGCGGAAGAGUGCGGUUUGUGUCGGUUGCCAUGUGAUUCCCAUUCUUGUGAAAGUCCAUUUGGCUUUGUCAGCAUGAUUUUGCCAACUGCAAUGCUUCAAAAAUUUGAAAAAGGGUCGACUAGUGCUACGAAUUUGGACGAAAACCCUGGUGUUUUCUCCAGAUUACCAACACUUCGCGUGAUGCAACCCGGAUCGAGUGAUAAAAUGCGAUUUCAGCUUGCAGACUGUGUGGUUUGGAGCUGUGGUCAUGCAAUUCAUCACUCGUGCUUGAAGGCUUAUCUCAUGUCUUUAUGGCAGGAAAAGCACGGUCAAAGUCCAUUGGAAAUGGCAAGUAGCGAGGACCGACUACUCAGCGAACGCGACAUGGAGUUUAUGUGUCCUAAAUGCCGACGACUUUCUAACUGCCUUGUCCCCAGUGUGUCAUAUGGGGAUCUCCGGAAACGAGCUCUUACGAGUGAAUUAUCACUCAAGGAAUUUGAUCCGAGUGAGGAGGAGGAAGAAGAAAAGCAGGAUGACGGACAGGAUCCCUUGGCAUUUCUGCAGUGGCUUGAAGCACAAAUGAGCUAUCGAGAUGAUUCUCCUGAGGUCAAGCGACGCCGCUCCCGAACUCAGUCGAAUUUGCGGCUAAGACGGCAAUCAUUGUCGUUUGCAUCUAAAUCGUUGUUUUCGCCCAACACGCAAUCGUCAGAUAGUUCGUCGUUUUCUCCUAGUACACACAAAGUAACGACACUAGACAUAAACAUCGAGCGUGAGAUUAGCGUGUUUUGCCACGCAAUCGUUCUACGAUGUGUACGAUCGCAACUGCAUCUCUCAACUCUUUUAAGUGGUUCCAUACAAGAUGAAGCUAGUGUGGACUCGGAGUUGCAGCAGCUCAGUUCCGAGUAUGGGGCCAAAACACCUGCGUGGCGAUUGUUGUUACACUGCUUUGAGGUGCAAUUGUGUGUGGUGGCACAUGAAAAGACGCUGUUGCAGGCUGAGACGGUAGACCCAUUGCAGCUUCGCUCGAUGCGUCUACUUGCUGAAUUAGUUGCCGCUAGUGUGUGUUCUUCUGCUCCUAAUCCAUUGGAGUGGACGGAAGGUGAAGCAUCUGUUGACAAGCACUUCGAGAAUGUAAUAACGCGAUUAAGUGAACUUAUCUUUGGUCAGCAGGUUCUUUUUGAAGACGACGAGGUGUGGAAUAUUCAAUACAACCAGCUGCAAUCUGGGGACGCAUGUGAUGCAGCAAUCGUGGGGACUCCUAUGUUGUACCACCCGAGCUUGUUGACUUGUUUUGCCAUGCGCGUGAUGUGGAGACAAAGCAUUGCAACAUCCAAUGUCGAUGUAGCUAUGGAACAAUUGUUUACGGAAUCAUUUUUCCUGGCUCGUAUAGUAUUUACUGCACAAAUUUUGCAGGCUUUCGUGUUCCUGAUGGUGCAAAGUGACUCGUCAAUCAAGGACGAAAAAGAGGAAGAAGCAUCGGACACGAGCCCAGCGGAAGUGCGCGAUUUUGAUCAAGUCGAAACCCUCCGUGACGCAGCUACUUGGAUUUUCAACUUGCUAGCACGAGCUCGAUUGCUGGAUAAUACAGGUAGAAUACCAAUCCGAAUCUGGAACGCUGCAGCAAUCGAAGAGCAAGUGAGCGCGAUGUGUCUUCCACUGGCUCAGCAAAUGCUUCUACUUAUGGAAGUUGUACUGCCGAUUCCUCACGACUUUCACAACGAUAGCCAAGAUAAUAACUCAGACACACUACCCGACCUUUACGAGUCAUGCGCUGUUUGCGAUGGUCUCUUUGUUACAACAGCAUCAGAUGAACCACCUACAGCAUCUCACUCACUGGAUAUAUGCUUACGAAGACUUCAUUUACCGCCAUUACGACUAUUUUUCCAUCGGCAAAUGUUUUCGUCCAGUCAACGUGCAUUGUGUCAGCUAUGGGGAGCGCAACUGGAGGCCAAGGCAGCAGUCUCUCGCCAGCAAGCUCGCUCUCAAGUGCUUGUGGAGGGUAAUGGCGAAAAUAUCUCUCCAUUACACCGUCAAGUUCGAUUGUUAUCACAGCAUGUUUCGGGUGCUUCUACGAGUCGUUUGUUCAUUCCGCUGCCUCGCGUGUAUAUGGAUCUCUUUAUUCGAUACAAUGAAAAACCGUUGGGAUUUUGUCGACAGUGCCAACAAAUCCCGCAACAUCCUGGACUCUGUCUAUUUUGCGGGCAAGUGCUGUGUUGUUUCUCGGCGUGUUGCGAGGCCAAAGAAGGCGGCGGUGUCGGCGAAUGUACGCAGCACGCACAACGUUGCAGUCUUGGGACAGGAGCGUUUUUGUUGCUCCGUGCAUGUACUGUAAUUCUUUUUCUUGGCAACGAAAGGCGUUGCGUGUGGGGAAGUCUUUAUGUGGACAAAAAUGGCGAAGAGGAUCCAUAUUUACGGCGUGGCAAGACGCUAUACCUUGAUCAGAGUCGCUGUUUAGCUCUUGAGACGCUUCUAGUCUCGCACAAUUUUUCUCAAAAUACGGCUAUUUUGUUGAACACAUCAAGGCGAGAUGGUCGGCGGUAUUAG